Messenger RNA from Miscanthus lutarioriparius, 555 nucleotides. The record is from the annotation of a GenBank genome assembly. Lineage: Eukaryota; Viridiplantae; Streptophyta; Magnoliopsida; Poales; Poaceae.
AUGAGGAAGAUCGAUGAUGUACAGGUAUGCAACCAGCAAAUCUACGACUUAGGCCAAAAGAUACCGAAGAAAAAACAGGAAGAGGAACAGAAGAAGAAAAGAGGUACUGAUGUGGCAACAAGGAAGAGGCAGAGGGAUGAGGAGGAAAGGAGGGAAAAGGAGAGAAAAAAGAAAUGCAUUGAAGAAGCUCGAAAACAACAGACGCGGCCUAUGGAAAGAAAGCAUGCCAACAAUGACAAAGAAGCUCAUCCAGAAGCUCAUGAUAAUAAGGAGCGACAGAAGAAUUUGGCUGAAGCGGUGAAAAUCCCAGUAAAAGCUGAUGAAAUGACAGGCCUUGGAGGAAAGGCCACUAACAGUCACAAUGAAAUGGUUGUGAUAACCGAUGAGAGGCCUGCAAUUUUUGGAUCUCAUUGUCAGGAAAAUAUCCCAAACAGUAUUGAGGAGUCAUACCAGCAGUUCUCAGCUCUCAAGAGAUCUCAGUCAAUGCUUGAUCUGCAGGAUGUGACAGACUCAACUGCCAUGGUCACUCCCAGGGACAAGCGCAUGAAGAAUUAG